CCACAAUCCCCAGGGCCCAGGAGUGCCAGGAACCCCCUUCCUUUGCCUUCAACCCUUUCGUCUCUCUUCCGAAUUGCAGUACUCAAAACGAAAAUUCACUGGCCCAUGAGCUUCUAAUGUUUCACCCGCGGCUUCGAAAUUUUGGCUAACCAUCCCCAAAGCCUCCCUGUCAUACAUGCCCCCCUACCAGUGGCAGGGUCCACGGGCAUAACAGCCACACAGGGUUGCAUUCCUCGGCUCUUGUCUGUGAACUGAACAUUACGUUGAAAGACGGACACGCACUCAUUGCGGCGGGGAGGUAUGGCUCGGUGGCAGUACCGUGAUGUCAGCGAGAAUGAUGCUUUGCUGGAAGAGUCGGGCAUUGCAAGAGAGGCUGGCACGAUGGCAAAAGAUCACUGCUGGCUCAGCAAUGCGGAAGAUGCGGCAGAUAUAAAAUCCAAAUGUAGAGCCACCGACCGUGACUGGGGUGAGAGAUUUACAGCCAAAGCAGAGCAAACGGCGGCUCGCAGUGAUCUACGUCUUGAAACACGGGGUCGCAGAAACGUCCACAUUGAUUGGCGAUUUGAUUCUAUUUCAUCAAGACAGUCAUUUUUUGAAACAGUCAAUCACUUCCUCCAUUCCCCAAAAAGCUUCGUCAUGGUAGCUUUCAGCGCUGGAGCGCUCCUCCUCACGCUACGAGUGCUUCUCACGGCCUCGUCAGCAUCUGCUGCCCCCAUCGCGCAGCCACAAACGCCUGCACCCCCUGCCUCUGGAUCAGGCUUCUGGAUCGGGGAUAUCAAACGCCAGGGCCAGGUUGCUUUUGGCGGGAACACGAGCUAUACCAUUUUCCGCAAUGUCAAGGAUUUCGGCGCCACAGGUGACGGUACGACUGAUGAUACCGCUGCCAUCAACCGUGCAGUCAGUGAGGGAGGCCGAUGCGGAGAGGGCUGCGACUCUUCCACGAUCACUCCUGCUAUUGUUUACUUCCCUCCCGGUACCUAUGUAGUCAGCGACCCUAUCAUCCAGUACUACUACACUCAGUUCAUUGGUGAUGCGAACCAGCUACCUACUAUCAAGGCUUCUGGCACCUUCAAGGGUAUGGGGAUGAUCGACGCCGACCCUUACAUCGAGGGUGGUAAUGGCGCCAACUGGUACACGAACCAAAACAACUUCUACCGCCAGAUCCGUAAUUUCAUUCUCGACAUAUCUGCUGCCCCGGGUCCGGCUUCCGCCAUCCAUUGGCAAGUCUCCCAAGCCACUAGUCUCCAGAACAUCAAAUUCGUCAUGGAAAAGGGUGAGGCUGGCGCGCAGCAACAGGGUAUCUUUCAGGACAAUGGAUCUGGUGGCUUCAUGGCCGACCUCACCUUCACUGGUGGUAAAAUCGGGGCGUUCCUCGGUAGCCAGCAGUUCACCACUCGCAACCUCACCUUUAACGACUGCGGCGUUGGUAUUUACAUGAACUGGAACUGGCUGUGGACUCUCAAGUCGGUUACGUUCAACAACUGCAAGGUCGGUCUCGAUAUGGCCAACGCGCCCGAGAACCAGACAGUUGGCUCCGUCAUCCUCAUGGACAGCAAAUUCGUCGGUACACCAAUCGGCGUCAAUACGUCUUUCUCCCAGGAUAGCAUCCCUCACACUGGUGGCUCACUUAUCCUAGACAACGUCGACUUCACUGGAUCUAAUACCGCCGUUCAGGACUUCACUGGCAAGGCUAUUCUCCCUGGUGGAAAGGAGGUCUCCAUGUGGGCUCAGGGAAAUGCUCUCGCGGCUGGUGCUCAGCUUGGUCGCGUCCAGGGUGAUGUCUCUGGGGCUCCCCAGAAGCCUGCUAGCCUCCAGGGUACCAAUGGUUUCUUCGAACGCAGCAAGCCGCAGUACGAGAACGUUGCUGCCUCUUCCUUCGUCAGCCUCAAAGCUGCCGGUGCGAAGGGUGACGGUCAAACCGACGACACGAAAGCGAUUCAAGAUGCUAUCAACAGUCUUGAAGAAGGCCAGAUUCUUUACGCUGACCAUGGCGCAUAUCUCAUCAAAGAGACCAUCGUCAUCCCCGCCGAGAAGAACAUCAAGAUGACUGGUGAGAUCUGGCCGUUGUUCAUGGCAACGGGUGACUUCUUCAAAGACCAGGCCGAUCCCAAGCCGGCUAUUCAAGUUGGUGCUCAGUCAGGCGACAAGGGAUCUUUCGAGAUGAGCGACAUCAUUGUCACCACUGCGGGACCUGCCCCUGGCGCCAUCCUCAUGGAGUGGAACAUUAACGGAAAUGAAGCUGGAACUGCUGGCCUCUGGGAUGUUCACUUCCGUGUCGGUGGUUUCGAAGGCACCCAACUCCAGUCAUCCAACUGCGCAAAGAACCCCAAUGCCACCCACCCCCCUAACGAAGAGUGUAUCGGUUCUUUCAUGCAACUCCACGUCACCAAGCAAGCCAGCGGGUACUUCGAGAACGUCUGGCUAUGGACCGCCGACCACGAGCUUGACCAGGACGACCACGGCCAAAUCGACAUCUACAACGGUCGCGGUAUGCUCGUCGAAUCUCAAGGGCCCGUCUGGCUCUGGGGCACUGCAUCCGAGCACUCGCAGCUCAGCCAGUACCACUUCCAAGGCGCAAAGGACAUUUUCUUCGGCGCCAUCCAGACCGAGACGCCCUACUACCAGCCCAACCCCUCCGCCGCCGUUCCCUUCAAGAAGAACGACAAAUACUUCGACCCCGACUUCGAAGCCUGCACGACCGAAGCAUGCAAGUCCGCCUGGGGCGUCCGCAUCAUCGACUCGGAGAGCAUCUGGAACUACGGCGCCGGCGUGUACUCGUUCUUCUCCAACUACGACCAGAAGUGCGUGCCCGGCCAGAACUGCCAGUCCGACAUCAACCAGAUCGAGAACUCCACCAACGUCAACAUCUUCGCGCUCUCGACCAAGGCGUCCGUCAAUAUGAUCACCUCCGGCGGCCAAGGCAUCGUCAAGGACGAGGACAACCGCUCCAACUUCUGCGCUACGCUGGCUAUCUUCGCCCAAGCUUAACUCGCUCCUUCCCGAUCUUGAUGAUGGGAUCACGUGGGUGCCUGGUCGUUACUGCCCAUGCAGCGACUAGAUCUUUCUUCGUUUUCGUCUUCUAUUCUCUUCUUUCCCUAAAACAUCUUGAUUGAUGCUCGGGCCUUUUGUUCUUUCUUUUUCCCCUUUCUACAUGUCUCUUGACGUCCACCCGCCCCGCACGCUUCCUCGCACUCCGCAAACACAUUUCAAGGCACGAAUACAUGUCCAUAUCCUACCCCAUCUCCAUCCACCAACUGAGCGUCGGGCGGGGUGGUUGUCAAGAACGACGGUCGAAAGUGGACUGAACUGUACAUGAUAUACCCAAUUUGUCUCCUUGUUUUUUUCUUCUUACUUCGCCACUGCCGCUUCAUGGCGGCUAGCAUAGCUUUUAGCAUAGCAUAGCACACGAUGCAUGGUCGCGUGAUGCAUGAAACAUGAAAAAUCUA
This is a messenger RNA of Aaosphaeria arxii CBS 175.79, 3446 nucleotides long. Its product is annotated as glycoside hydrolase family 55 protein. NCBI's taxonomy places the organism in Eukaryota, Fungi, Ascomycota, Dothideomycetes, Pleosporales. The record is from RefSeq and is a predicted model, not a curated record. Gene Ontology annotation, molecular function: polygalacturonase activity. The transcript has 2 exons. The coding region runs from base 301 to 2988 and encodes 895 amino acids.